This is a messenger RNA of Uloborus diversus, 2317 nucleotides long. Its product is annotated as actin-binding protein WASF3-like. Gene Ontology annotation, biological process: positive regulation of Arp2/3 complex-mediated actin nucleation; actin cytoskeleton organization. NCBI's taxonomy places the organism in Eukaryota, Metazoa, Arthropoda, Arachnida, Araneae, Uloboridae. Gene Ontology annotation, molecular function: actin binding; protein kinase A regulatory subunit binding; Arp2/3 complex binding. Gene Ontology annotation, cellular component: cytoskeleton; SCAR complex. The record is from RefSeq and is a predicted model, not a curated record.
UCUGUGAUCAUCAUUAGUAUCAUGCAGUUAUUCUUUUUAAAGCAAGGAAAAUUGCAAAUGCGAGCGAAUAAAACUGAUCCUUUUGAAACGAGCUCGAGCUUUUAAAUGAUUGAUUGCUACAUCCGCUCUUUACGUACAUCUUUUAUCGUGUGACAUAGGAUCCUUCCUACACAUUUUUUUAAAAUGCCACUCCUUCAAAGACUGAUAGAGCCGGUGCAUGUUUGCCGCAAUACCCUCCCAGUGGACAACCGUGGGACUUUGGCGAUUGACAUUCCCAAUGAGCUAGAAUGUGUGACAAAUGGCACACUGUCAAAUGUCAUUCGACAGUUGUCUUCGCUUUCCAAACAUGCCGAAGACAUCUUUUCUACUCUUUUUAAAGAAUCAACAGCUAUUGCUAACAGGACUCAAUCUUUACAAGGUCGUAUUGAUAGAUUAGCUGUGAAAGUCACCCAACUUGAUUCCAAUGUUGAAGAAGUGUCUUUACAAGAUAUACAUAUGAGAAAAGCAUUUAAAAGUUCCAUUGUGUAUGACCAGCAAGUUGUUUCCCGUGAUACAAUGCCUGCUGCAAUGGCUGAAAUGUAUAGGAACUGUGGAAAGCCUCCUCCUUUGGAUAAAUUAAAUCCAUAUAGAGAGGAUGGAAGAGAUGGUUUGAAGUUCUAUACUGAUCCUAAUUAUUUCUUUGAGCUUUGGAAACAAGAAAUGUUGAAAGAUACAGAAAAAAUGCUUCAUGAAAAGGGGAAAAAACCCCAUCGUCCCAGACCGGAAGGCAAACGUCACAAGAAAGUACGGCAGCCUCACAACACGAGGGAGAAGUACAGAAUGAUGGCUUGCACCAACGAUUUCAUCGACAAAUCCAACUAUCCACAAUCAAAUUACAGUGACACGACCGUUCGCACUCCCAGCCUCGUGAGUGACGGCACCGAUGGAGCCCCAGUGAGACCCAACAGCCUGGAACUCCACAUGCCCUACCUGGAGCAAGACGGGAGCUACGGGAGCCCGGCCAAUCACUACCCGCCGCCUCCCCCGGCCUAUUCUGAAUACCAGUCUCAAGCCUACUCCCAAGCGGCACAGCAGCACCACUAUCCCCCUCCGCCUCCUUAUUCCGUGAACUCCCCGGAUCACCGGAUGUCUUCCAACCAUAGCACACCCACGAGGCAGAGUCGCGGGACUUCCAGGCCUUCUCAGCCUCCCCCUGCACCACCCCCGAUAAGUUCUAACGGGACUUCCACUCCCCCUGUGAACAACGGCACGCCCUCUAGUGGUGCUGGCCGUUACCGCCUCGGCAGCCACUCAAGGGAUGCUCUACCUCCCCCUCCUCCGCCUCCGGCCGAUGUGGUGAAUGGCUAUCAGCAGGGCAGUGCCAUGGCGCCAUCUUACUUAACUCAAAAACCUGUGCCAAUGGUGGGGCUCACCAACAAUCAUCUGAUGGGUCAGCGUAGAGACACGCCCAACCACCACCCACACCUGCUGAACCACAUGCGAGACCACACUCCUCCCCCGGACUCCUUGAGUAUGACCUCCGAUUCCUUGGAUUUGCCUCCUCCGCCACCCAUGCCGGACAGCGAAGUGAUGGCUCCCCCCUCGCCUCCCCCUCCUCCUCCCCCCAACAUGGCCACAUUGCCACCGCCGCCGCCACCCCUACCAGUUGAGGGCAUUGCUUGUUCUAUCGCCAGUAGGGUGUCUGAUCUUCGUUCACAGGAAGCACAUAUUAAUUGUGAAUCUACAAGCACCGGAUCCAGUAAGACCAGUGACGAGACAGACUCCAAAUCCCGGUCACCAGCACAAGGUGAUGGCAGGAGUGACCUUCUGGCUGCUAUAAGAGAAGGCAUCAAGUUGCGCAGAGUGGAGGAUAUCAAAGCGAAGGAAGUAGAAAAGGCUGCUCCUCUUCAUGAUGUGGCUUCCAUUUUAGCGAGGAGAGUGGCAAUGGAGUUUUCGGAUUCUGAUUCGGCAUCGGAGAGUGAAUGUGACAGUGAAGGGUGGGGAGAGGAAGAUGCCAGCGAGUGCUAAUCCUCUGGUUAUAGUCAUUAAGAUGUGAAAUACAUUCUCAGUUGAUUCUGAAGUUUACGAUGCAAGUUUUAAAAAGUGGACCAAUUCUUUAUGUGCAUUUAUAGGAGGGUUUUUUUUAUUUUUUGUGAAGUUGCUAUACCUUAGUGUAAGUUUUUUUUUGAUACAAUUCUUGUACUUGACCUGCAGCAUUUUUUGCUGUACUUUAACUUUUCUGUAUCACUCUGCAUUAUAUUAAUAUAUAUCGCUUUGGUAAAUCAAUUUUAUUGAAUUAAAUUCUUCAUGUGGCUUCUGUACCAUUAAUAUUGUUCAG